Selaginella moellendorffii is the source of this 1023-nucleotide messenger RNA. Its product is annotated as tubulin-folding cofactor B-like. Gene Ontology annotation, biological process: cytoplasmic microtubule organization; tubulin complex assembly; post-chaperonin tubulin folding pathway. The coding region runs from base 41 to 820 and encodes 259 amino acids. Gene Ontology annotation, molecular function: microtubule plus-end binding; alpha-tubulin binding. The record is from RefSeq and is a predicted model, not a curated record. Gene Ontology annotation, cellular component: cytoplasm; microtubule plus-end; nucleus. The transcript is spliced from 8 exons. Lineage: Eukaryota; Viridiplantae; Streptophyta; Lycopodiopsida; Selaginellales; Selaginellaceae.
AUCAAAAUGGUUAAAACAGGAUUUUAGGGUUCUUGCGAGAAUGGAGGCGCUCAAGGCGUAUGUCAAGGGCCCGGCCUCGCUCCAAGGCGAUAGUAGCGGCGUCUCCACGGCGCUCGUCUCUGUCUCGCAUUCUAAUCUCAAGAACUACUCCAACGAGCUGCGCCUGGAUCUACAUAGCACUGUGGAAUCCCUAAAAGAGAGGCUUGGGCGACAAUGUGGGACAUCGCCGAGCUACAUGCUGCUCCAGCUCUUCGAUGGAGACAACCACAAAGUCUGUGACAUGGCCGAGGGAUUUCGCCCAGUUGGAUUCUAUUCUCCUCACGACGGGUAUCGCGUCCACAUUGUCGAUUUGGAUCCCGGCUCCGUUACUGCUGGUGGAUGGCUGGAAGAUGUCUCGAAAGUGGAAAAGUUCACGAUCUCGGACGAUGCGUACAACAAACGCGAUGAUACUUUCAGGAAGUUUAAAGAGAAAAAGCUCGCGGAAGGUGCUUCACGGUCUGCUGCUACUGCGCAACAAGAGAUAACGGAUGAUUUUAUGGCCGAUCUAGCCGCAAGCAUCAAAGUUGGUGAUCGAUGCGAGAUUGUUGCUGGCCAAAAGAGAGGCGAGGUGAUGUACGUUGGUAGAGUGGAGGGCCUUCCCGCUGGGUUUUGGAUUGGAAUUCAAUGCGAUGAACCAGUUGGCAAGCACGAUGGCAUGGUGAAAGGCAAGCGCUACUUCACUUGUCCAAACGGUCACGGUGUCAUGCUUCGACCGGACAAGCUUAAGGUGGGAGACUAUCCCGAGAUUGAUCCGUUUGAAGCCGAGCUCGACGAGAUUUAAGCAAGUUUUCUAUCUUUCGAAAAACAAAUACCAAAAAGUUUGUACGUCUCGCUCAAGGAAACAGAGGUUGCUGCAACAGUCCGGUACUCUCUGGAAAGCCCAUCAUAAGAUUGAGGUUUUGCACAGCUUGGCCAGACGCGCCUUUGACGAGAUUAUCAAUCUGCCAAGCGAAAAGGAAAGUGUUUUUUCUUUCAUUCCACGUA